AGUGGAAACUCGCGCCCGUUAUUUUGUCUUCCGAAGUUCUCCGCCUGCCUUUCGCACAUAUUAAAAAUAAAGUAACCGCCCUAUAUCCUGCUACGGUCGGAAAUAUAUAUCACAUUCAAAACAAUCAACAGACCUGCCGAAACGAUUAUAGCAUUCAUUCAAAAGGCUUUAGCUUUAAUCUGCACUGUAUGCUGUGGUGGCUGAUAAUAAUCCUCAGAUUCCCUUAUUUCCUAACUCAAGGUAAGGAUAAGGCACUAUCAUUUAUUUGGUACAACUUUUUGCCGGUGUUUUACACUGCACCUCAACACCUAGGAAACGUACAGAAUUCACUUAUUCUUCCUAAACAUAUUUGGUUUUGUCCAAUAUUUUUUCCAAGCAUAUGCAUAUUAAUUUUAACCAUUGAUACAGUGCUGUAACGCGAAGUGAACAGCAAAACCUAAGUGUUAGCGUAAUGCUCAAGUGCUGUAUCUCUAGGUGGGAAAUUUUCAUCUAGCAGUCGAAUAUGUCAAC
This is a messenger RNA of Trichobilharzia regenti, 510 nucleotides long. The record is from the annotation of a GenBank genome assembly. NCBI's taxonomy places the organism in Eukaryota, Metazoa, Platyhelminthes, Trematoda, Strigeidida, Schistosomatidae.